AAACGCCUUGCGGGAGCGAGCGCGUCUGAGAGCCCGCGGGCCGGGAAGCGCUGCGGGUUGGGAGACCCGCGCCGGCGAUUCAGAUUACCUGUGGAACAUAAACAAUGGAUUCCUUGGACCAUAUGCUGACGGAUCCCUUGGAACUGGGUCCAUGUGGAGAUGGCCAUGGCACACGUAUUAUGGAGGACUGCCUCCUGGGGGGCACCAGGGUUAGUCUGCCCGAGGACCUUCUGGAGGAUCCUGAGAUAUUCUUUGAUGUAGUCAGCCUCUCAACAUGGCAAGAAGUAUUGAGUGACUCUCAACGUGAACACCUCCAGCAGUUUCUGCCUCACUUCCCUGAAGACAGUUUUGAGCAGCAAAAUCAGCUCAUUUUGGCCCUGUUCAGUGGGGAGAACUUCCGCUUUGGGAACCCUCUGCACAUUGCCCAGAAGCUUUUCCGAGACGGACACUUUAACCCGGAGGUGGUCAAGUACCGGCAGCUGUGCUUCAAGUCCCAGUACAAGCGCUACCUCACCUCCCAGCAGCAGUACUUCCAUAGGCUGCUGAGGCAGAUCCUGGCUUCCCGGAGCGACCUACUGGAGAUGGCCCGACGGAGCGGCCCAGCCCUUCCCUUCCGCCAGAAGCGCCCUUCACCCUCCCGUACCCCUGAGGAGCGGGAGUGGCGGACCCAGCAGCGCUACUUGAAGGUGUUGAGGGAAGUAAAGGAGGAGUGUGGCGACACGGACCUGUCAUCUGAUGAAGAGGCCACGUUGGAUUUACAAGAAAAAUUUUCUUUUGAAGAUCUCAGCUCAUGGCUUCCGAGCUCUCCAGCGCGUUCUCCUAGCCCUGCGGUGCCCCUGAGGGUGGUGCCCACGCUUUCAACCACGGAUAUGAAAACUGCAGAUAAAAUAGAACUGGGGGACAGUGACCUGAAGAUAAUGUUAAAGAAGCACCAUGAGAAGCGGAAACAUCAACCAGAUCAUCCGGACCUUUUGACAGGGGACCUGACUCUCAGUGACAUCAUGACUCGAGUAAAUGCCGGCAGGAAGGGCUCUCUAGCAGCCCUGUAUGACUUGGCUGUCCUUAAAAAAAAGGUUAAGGAAAAAGAGGAGAAGAAGAAGAAGAAAAUAAAACUGAUCAAAUCAGAGGCAGAGGAUUUGGCUGAACCCUUAAGCAGCGCUGACGGGAUCCCGCCUCUCUCCCAGGCCCCUUCUCCGCUGGCUAUACCUGCUAUCAAGGAGGAGCCUCUUGAAGACCUCAAACCUUGCCUUGGAAUCAAUGAAAUAUCUUCCAGUUUCUUCUCUCUUCUAUUAGAGAUCUUGCUGCUAGAGGGGCAGGCUAGCCUUCCUAUGCUGGAGGAACGGGUUUUGGAUUGGCAGUCCUCUCCAGCCAGCUCCCUCAAUAGCUGGUUCUCUGCCGCCCCCAACUGGGCAGAGUUGGUGUUACCAGCCCUGCAAUAUCUUGCUGGGGAAAGUCGUGCCAUACCUUCCAGUUUCUCAGCAUUUGUUGAAUUCAAAGAGAAAACCCAGCAGUGGAAAUUGCUUGGCCAGUCCCAAGAUAAUGAAAAGGAAUUAGCUGCACUCUUCCAGCUGUGGCUAGAAACCAAAGACCAGGCUUUCUGUAAGCAAGAAAAUGAAGACAGCUCAGAUGCCACAACACCUGUUCCUCGGGUAAGAACUGACUAUGUGGUGCGGCCCAGCACGGGGGAGGAGAAGAGAGUUUUUCAGGAGCAGGAGCGUUACAGAUACAGCCAACCCCAUAAGGCAUUCACCUUUCGCAUGCAUGGCUUCGAGUCUGUGGUGGGGCCUGUGAAGGGUGUUUUUGACAAGGAGACCUCACUCAACAAGGCUCGGGAACACUCCCUGCUGCGCUCUGACCGGCCUGCCUAUGUCACCAUCCUGUCUCUUGUUCGAGAUGCUGCGGCCCGGCUGCCUAACGGGGAAGGUACCCGGGCAGAGAUCUGUGAACUACUCAAGGACUCCCAGUUUCUUGCCCCAGAUGUCACCAGCACCCAGGUGAACACGGUGGUGAGCGGAGCACUGGAUCGGCUGCAUUAUGAGAAAGACCCGUGUGUGAAAUACGACAUUGGGCGAAAGCUGUGGAUCUACCUGCAUCGAGACCGGAGUGAGGAGGAGUUCGAGCGGAUUCACCAAGCACAGGCAGCUGCAGCUAAAGCCAGGAAAGCCCUUCAGCAAAAACCCAAGCCCCCAUCGAAGGUGAAAUCCGGUACCAAGGAGAGUUCACUGAAGGUCCUCAGCAGUGGCCCCUCUGAGCAGAGCCAGAUGAGCCUCAGUGACUCCAGCAUGCCACCCACCCCGGUCACACCUGUGACCCCCACCACUCCGGCUUUGCCUGCCACUCCGAUCUCCCCUCCACCUGUGUCAUCAGUGAACAAAAGUGGCCCUGCUGCUGUCUCAGAACCAGCUAAAUCUAGCUCAGGUGUUCUUCUGGUGUCUUCCCCAACCAUGCCACAGCUAGGAACGAUGCUUUCCCCGGCUUCCAGCCAGACUCCACCAAGUUCUCAGGCCACCGCCCGCGUCGUGAGCCACUCUGGCUCAGCUGGACUACCCCAGGUGCGGGUGGUGGCCCAGCCUGGCCUUCCUACUGUGACUCAGCAGUCGGCGGGACCAACGCAGACGCUGCCCCAGAUGCCGGCGGGACCACAGAUUCGCGCUCCAGCCACUGCUCCACAGACCAAAGUUGUGCCCCAGACAGUAAUGGCCACCGUUCCAGUCAAAGCCCAGAGCACAGCGGCCACUGUGCAGCGUCCUGGCCCAGGGCAGACGGGGCUCACGAUGACAAGUCUCCCUGCCACAGCCAGCCCCGCAAGCAAGCCAGCCACGAGUUCUCCCGGGAGCUCUGCUCCGAGUGCUUCCCCGGCUGCUGUCAUUCAGAAUGUCACAGGACAGAACAUCAUCAAGCAGGUGGCCAUCACUGGGCAGCUCGGUGUGAAGCCCCAGACGGGCAACAGCAUUCCGCUCACAGCCACUAACUUCUGCAUCCAGGGUAAGGAUGUCUUGCGUCUGCCGCCCUCUUCCAUCACCACGGAUGCCAAAGGCCAGACGGUUUUGCGAAUCACUCCGGACAUGAUGGCCACGUUGGCCAAGUCCCAGGUCACCACAGUCAAAUUGACCCAGGACCUCUUUGGGACAGGAAGCGGCACUGCGGGCAAAGGCAUUUCUGCUACCUUACACGUCACUUCCAAUCCGGUUCAUGCCACGGAGAGCCCUGCCAAGGCCAGUUCGGCCAGUGCCCCUUCAUCCACUCCAACAGGUACCACCGUGGUUAAAGUGACUCCUGACCUCAAGCCAACAGAAGCCUCAAGUUCAGCUUUCCGCUUGAUGCCUGCGCUCGGUGUGAGUGUGGCAGACCAGAAGGCGAAAAACACAGUGGCUUCUUCUGAAGCGAAACCGGCUGCCACGAUCCGCAUCGUGCAGGGCCUGGGAGUGAUGCCCCCCAAAGCAGGCCAGACCAUCACAGUUGCGGCCCAUGCCAAGCAAGGGUCCUCAGUGGCCGGUGGGUCUGGAACUGUCCAUACUUCAGCGGUGUCCUUGCCCAGUAUGAAUGCUGCUGUGUCCAAGACUGUGGCCGUGGCUUCCGGGGCCGCAAGCACCCCCAUCAGCAUUGGGACGGGAGCCUCUGCCGUGCGGCAGGUCCCUGUCAGCACCACGGUGGUUUCCACGUCCCAGGCUGGGAAGCUGCCUACGCGGAUCACGGUUCCACUGUCUGUUAUUAGCCAGCCUAUGAAGGGCAAAAGUGUGGUCACGGCCCCCAUCAUCAAAGGCAACCUUGGAGCCAACCUCGGUGGCUUGGGCCGCAAUAUCAUCCUCACCACCAUGCCCGCGGGUACUAAGCUCAUUGCUGGCAAUAAGCCUGUGAGUUUCCUCACUGCCCAGCAGUUGCAGCAGCUUCAGCAACAAGGUCAGGCCACACAGGUGCGCAUCCAGACUGUGCCCGCAUCUCAUCUUCAACAGGGGACAGCUUCGGGUUCCUCCAAAGCAGUCUCCACUGUCGUUGUGACCACAGCUCCAUCUCCUAAACAGGCACCUGAACAGCAGUGAUUCGGGGCAAGAGAGGCGGCGUCCAUGCACGCACGCACCCGGGUCUGCCCUCCUGGCCGAGAUGAGGGGAGCAGAGGGGGGGCAUCGUUCUUCUCAGCUUGUCUGGUUAGGGAAGGCCGGCAGUGGGAUGAUGGCAUCAGUGGCCUGGAAUCUGCCGCCACACUCCACAGCGGAGCACACCAAGAAAAGUCCCCUCCAGGCUUCCAAGGGCUGUUCUGUUCCGAUCCGGGAGAAGCUCCUCUGUUAGGGUUGGGUGAGGUCACUGUUGGGCCCCACGAGCCCAGUUCUCUUCUGGAGAGCCAGACGCCGGGGGAAGGCUCACAGCCGCAGAGCGUGCACACCGGCAGGAAACCUGGUUCUCUGUGGGGAUUGGGUUUUUUAGCUUCUGCUCUUCUCUGUGACUAGUGGUCUAGAUAGGAGUUUUUGUGUCCAGAAAUUUUUAUGUAACUUAUUUUUUUAAGGAACCUGUUGUACAUCUUUAUCCAAGAGAAACCUGGGCUCUAGCCCUCUCCCCCCGCCCCCCAAACUGAUUACUUAUUCUUUUGACCAGAAUGAGAGAAUAGCAGGAUUCUUAGUAAGUUGGUGGCUGACUUGAUCACUACAUAGUAAUGGGGAGGUUGUAAGGUGGGCAGGGAAUCCUAGGGAACGAGAGAGUAUGGGUUCCCCGAAAUGGGAUGAGUUUGGCAUCGCCUCAUAAAGACGAGGUAUCGGGAUCUUGAUUGUGGUCUGUAUCUUCACCUGCUGACUUUGUCGUCCUUGUCAAGCCUGUUCACACCAAAGUCCAGAGCCAGUGGACAGAGUAGGCAAGCAGCAGCAGAGAUGCUGCUUUUGCAGCUCAGACCGUAUUGCGGUUCAGAGAUUGUAUGUUCUGCUUUGCUCCAGAGCAAGUCUACAAACCACAGCCCUGGGCUGGCUACCAGUUUUUGUAAAUAAAGUCUUAUUGGAACACA
Molecule: messenger RNA, 4990 nt
Organism: Leptonychotes weddellii (Weddell seal)
Lineage: Eukaryota; Metazoa; Chordata; Mammalia; Carnivora; Phocidae
Source: RefSeq, a predicted model, not a curated record